AUGGGGCUCAGACCCGGCCAGGCUCCCAUGUGGGUGCCCGGCUCCUGUCCCACCUGUCCCACACUGCUCACACACAGCACCCAUCGCUGGCCCCCGCAGCACCCACCUCUCACCCACAGCACCCACCUCUCUCACACACCCACGCAGAGCCCCCCUCUCCCACACGCAGCACCCACUUCUCGCACCCUCACGCAGAGCACCCAACUCCCACCCGCAGCACCCACCUCUUGCAUACACAGCACCCGCUUCACACGCACCCAGAGCACCCACUGCUCUCCUACAGCACCCACCCUUUGCACGCCCGCCCCCGGAGCACCCACCUCUCAACUUACAGCACCCACCCCUCGCAGACCCGCAUCCGGAACACCCACCUCUUACCCCGAACACCCACCUCCCACCCGGAGCACCCACCUCUCACUCACAGCAGCCACCUCUCACCUACAGAGCCCGCCCCCCGCGCCCCCGCAGCUCCCACCCCUUGCAGACCCGCACCCCGAGCACCCCCCAGCCCAGGCUCACCGGGAGCGGGCUCCCCGCGCUCCCUCCCGGCCCCGCACCGCCGGCCAACGCUGCCGGUGCCCGUGCCCGGUGCUCACCUGGAGGCCCCUGCGCCGCAGGAUGCUGGGCUCGUCCAUCCCGCCGCGCCGCCGCCGCCUCCCGCUGCGCCCGCUCCGCCCGGUGCGCCCGGUCCGCCCCGCCGGUGCGCCCGGGGCGCCGCCCAGCGGCCCCGCCGCGUCACCGGACGCGCAUCAGCACCCAGCCCGGGGCUGGCACGGCACGGCUCGGGGCUGGCACAACACAGCUUGGGGCUGGCACAGCAGCGGGCUGGCACGACAUGGCAAGGGCUGA
Molecule: messenger RNA, 849 nt
Organism: Cinclus cinclus
Lineage: Eukaryota; Metazoa; Chordata; Aves; Passeriformes; Cinclidae
Exons: 1
Coding region: 1-849 (282 amino acids)
Source: RefSeq, a predicted model, not a curated record